AAAAAUUAAUGUUCAAACUCUAAAUUUGUACGCACAAGACAAUCAACACAUCUAUUUCUCUUUUUAUAGAUAUUUAUAAAAAAGAGGUUCCAGUUCCUAUUUUUUCAAUUGAAAAUGCUCUUGAUGAAUGCAUUUCGAUGGUUCUUUAAGUUGUUGGGAUUGUUGAUAAUAUCAAUCAUAGCCUUUGAAUCACAUUCAACAAUUAGCUUUUUUAUUCCCAUAGUCCAAGCCAUAUGUAAUUCCUGAUCUAUUCCUCAAAGUUCUAUCUUAAAGGCAGUACAGUCUCCAAUGUUAUAUGCAAAUCUCUUAAUCUAUUUGCUACAAUUAUUUUUGAGAAGGCCACCAUAUCCUACCUUUUUUUGUUGUUCUGUUUGAGAUGCCAUAUGUGUUUAGCGUUAUCCAUCCAGGAGGAGGGGGUGCCAUUUUAUGUUCACUUCGUUUCUUCUUCCCCUCAAAUUCUUACAGUUGUUCCUUUCAAAAGCUUCUCUUAUCUCCUUAACUUUUUUUAAAAUUUUCAAGUGGGAUUGGGGUAGUCUUCUGUAAUUUUGCUCAUAAGCCUUUCUAUUUCUUCAAAUCCAAUGCUUCCAAUAAGCAGUGAAGAAAAAAUCUUGCCAGUUCUGGUUUGGAUCCCUGUGAAGAGGCUGACGUAGAUUCAUUUUCACCCGAUCCUCAAAAUUGGUGCUGAAAAAACUUUGUAUCUUGCUUGGGUGGAUGACUUGUCUCCAUAUUGGUGCUAUUUUGAUGCAAUUUUUGACAGCGUGAGGAAGGUUCUCUUGCUCACCGAUGCAGAAAGGGCAAUCCCCUGUGCCUCCAAACAUUUUAGCCCUGCGCUGGUUGGUUAGAAGAUGAUUGUGAAGUAAUCUCCAAUUAAGAACCCUAGCUUUUUGGGUGCCUUUCCAUCACCAUAUCAUUGUCCACUUUGAAGAGAAAGGUUUUGACCACCGCCAAAGCUUUGUAGGUCACCCCUGUAGAGAAGUCAACAUCCUCCGUAUGUCUCUAGCCAACUCUAUCUACUCCGUUCUCUCUCUUGGGCAGGGGUUGCACCAUAAUUUUUUUGUGCUAUCUAAGUCUGAGUUGUUGUUGAUCGCAUGGUAGAUGAGGGGACCUAAUUCCUCCACCCAAUUAUCCAGCCAAAAUUUUGUUUUCAGACCAUCUCCCAGCAUCAUGUAGUCGUGUUUGUUGAAUUUCGACCAAAUCUUCACCAGUUCUUUUCACAGUUUUUCGGCUUGCUUUUCCUGAGAUUUGAUUUUGGCGUGCUCUGUUUCAAGGACCGCUUGUUGAUCGCUUUGCAUUUCAUCAUCUUCAGAGGAGAUGGAGUCAUCUUCUAUCUCUGGGUUGUUUCCCGCUACUAUGUUCGCAUAGGUUCUUUCUCUAGGAGCUUCUUCUUCAGGGUUCAUCUAUUCCUUGUUUCUUGGGAUGAGAGUGGUAGUUCCUAUUCCUGUGAAACCUAACUCUCCUUUCUUCACCUUCUUGAUACUUCUGCAAAGAAGGUCUUGCUCUUGUUGAUUCAGGUCAUCUUCGUUAAGUGCUCUUUCUAGUCUUCCUCCGCUGGGCAUGGUGGAAAAAAAUAAAAUGUUCUGCUGAUAAUAGCUAGUUUUUUUUUCGAAUAGGAAAAGAAGAUAUUGUAGAGGUGAAUUUAACUGUAUACUCAUUUGUAAUUUAUGUUGAAUUUAGCUGUCUUACCUAUUAGAUACCUCGGGAUUUCUUUAGGGACAAAUCUGCGCCUGGUGAAGACUUGAAAACUGAUCAUAGAUAAGGUGGAGGAGAACCUCAAUUUAUGGAAAGCAAAAGUUUUAAACAAAGCAGGUAAGCUUGUCCUAAUCAAAUCAGUGCUGAAUAGCUUACCAAUAUAUUACCUAAGUCUGUACAAGAUGUCGAAGGCAGUUGUGGACAAGCUGAUUGCUCUACAGAGGAGCUUUAUGUAGUGUAAGGGAGACGGUAAUUAUAGUAUCCAUUUAGUUAAGUGGGAGAUGGUUCAGCACUGAAAAAGGCUGGGGGCUUGAGGGUUGGGGAUGCAGUGCUUAGAAACUCAACGCUCUUGUUUAAGUGGUGGUGGCAGUUUUCAAAGGAGGAUUGCCCCUUGUGGAAGAAGAUUGUAUGUUCGUGUAACAAUUUGAACCAUAAUGUAAUGCUAGCAAAUCAGCCGUUACCAGUUAAAGGUGGGCCCUGGAAAGACAUCUGUCAAUUGAAUAUCAAAGAACAAAGGAUAAGAGAAAAAAUGGUUACUGGCCUGGGGAUGGAAGUAGGGAAUGGAAGAAGCACCCUGUUUUGGGAAGAUAACUGUUUGCAAGGUGGUCCGCUAAAAGCGAGUUUUCCAAAACUCUUCUCUAUUUCAAACCAACAAGGAUCUAUGAUAGGGGAUUGUGGGUUUUGGGAUGUGUUCGAGUGGAUAUGUAAUUUCCAGUGGAGAAGAGAGUUGUUCCAAUGGGAGCUGGAACUUGUCCAUCAGCUUCAAGAGAGGUUAAGGCCAGUGAAGUUAUCAACUGGUAAAAAGGAUAAUGUUGUUUGGAAGUUUGAUAAUAAAGGUGUUUUUUCUACUAAUUCUUUUAUGCAGGUCCUACAAUCGGAGACUCUGUUAGACGAGAUCACGAGCUAUAGUUUCACAAGUUCAAUUUGGAGAGGAGUGGUACCUCCGAGAAUUGAGAUUUUUAGUUGGUUUGUGCUAGUUGGUAGAGUUAAUACCAAAGAAAGGAUGACUAGAUUAGGCGUUAUUAUUCACAGUAAUAAUAUAUGUGUACUGUAUAAAAAGGAUUUAGAAUCUGUUCAACAUUUAUUUCUUCUAUAUGAGCUAACAUGGCAGGUGUGGUGCACUUGGUUGAGGUCUUUUGGUAGAGCUUGGACUAUUCCUGGAAUCAUGAUAGAACUAUUUGAGAGUUGGACUGGCAGGCACAAUCGAAAACAAGAGCAGAAGAUGUGGCUGACUAGGUUCUUUGCAGUGAUUUGGAACAUCUGGUUGGAACGUAAUGAUAGUAUUUUUAAUAAUAAGGAAGCAGGUGUUGAGAUCGUACAAAGGAGAACGUUUUUGAGCUAUAAAAAAUGGACUGGUAGUGAUCCUUUUGGUUGUUGAUGGCAAUGCCGGAAAUAACAGGGGAUUUAUGACUUUUGUAUGCAGUGCUGCAGUGAUCCUUUAGGUCCGCAACUUAUGCUAAGUAUCUCACCUGUUGUAUUGAUAGACAAAUUAAGAAAUAUCAAUUUUUUUGUCUUCUAUUGUAAAUGUGCACAUUUUUCAAUAAUAUGAAAAGAUUUUGACAUGUA
This is a messenger RNA of Arachis stenosperma, 3255 nucleotides long. RefSeq lists its product as uncharacterized. The transcript is spliced from 3 exons. The record is from RefSeq and is a predicted model, not a curated record. Lineage: Eukaryota; Viridiplantae; Streptophyta; Magnoliopsida; Fabales; Fabaceae. Bases 2129 to 3067 code for a protein of 312 amino acids.